AUGACUGACCCUUUUUCCUUAGCGAGCGGCGCUGUCGGUAUCAUUUCGUUUGGGCUGACGGUCUGCCAAGGCAUUGUCACUUACUGCAGUUCGUGGAAAGAUCGUGACAAAGAAACCAGCAAUGUCGCAAAGAAGGCUGAAGGACUACGAGACACGCUUGAGGCGCUACGAGACCUCAUCGAAGGAGGAGCCUUGCAAAAUGACCCCGUACUUUCCGAUGUGAAGGAUAAGAUUCUCGCAUGUGAAGGAGGCAUGCACGAGCUCAAAAAGAAGCUGGAGACGUGCACGGGGUCUCCAGAAAAACCUCAAUACUGCAUUGCAGGUGAAAUCCGCGAUGAAGAGCGCGAACUGCUUGCGCAGCUCGAAGAACUGGUUGCUGAGUUUGAGGAGAAGUAUGACGAGCUCGGGCAGCCUUUGAUCGCAUUUCUCGAGGGAUACUGGAUGACUCGGAUGGAGGAGGUGCUGAGUCAGGAACCUGAGGAGGAUGAGAUACGGCGAGUUCGAGAGCUGGGCGUGGUUCUUGCUGAAUGA
Molecule: messenger RNA, 531 nt
Organism: Rasamsonia emersonii CBS 393.64
Lineage: Eukaryota; Fungi; Ascomycota; Eurotiomycetes; Eurotiales; Trichocomaceae
Exons: 3
Coding region: 1-531 (176 amino acids)
Source: RefSeq, a predicted model, not a curated record